Capsella rubella is the source of this 2106-nucleotide messenger RNA. RefSeq lists its product as uncharacterized. The transcript is spliced from 2 exons. The coding region runs from base 337 to 1995 and encodes 552 amino acids. NCBI's taxonomy places the organism in Eukaryota, Viridiplantae, Streptophyta, Magnoliopsida, Brassicales, Brassicaceae. The record is from RefSeq and is a predicted model, not a curated record.
ACUUGCAGAAGAUAGAACUAAAGAAGGAUAUGAUAAACUUCUGUAUAUUUAGAAUGAAACCUUGCACGACACCUUCCGUUAGAUCGAUGAGCUUUGACUUCUACGUUUACGUUUGCGAUUUUAUCAUUCACAAAAAGAAGAAUAUGCUUUACACUUAUCCUCUCUUUCUUGUUUCUAUAUUCUUGAUGAGUCUAAGCAAUUGGCACCAAUAUACUGCAUUUGUAUAUAACCCAUGACUCCAAGUUUCCUCUGUUUUUAACAACAACAACCAAAAAGGUAUCCUUUGUUGACAUAUCUGUAUAUCAAUCUUCCUGUGUAUGUUCAGCUAUCCGAAAUAUGGGAAACUGCCUUUCAAUCUCGGAUCCUUCUCUUGAAGAUGUAUCAAAGAAGACUCUCAAAGCACUUCCCGUCGAAACUGUCUUCAAGUUUCCCUCACCAUUGCCUACUUUUACUCAAGGUGAUGGUUUUGCGAAACAAACCAUUGACUUGGGAGGUGGUCUCGAAGUUAGUCAAGUUUCGACAUUCAACAAAGUUUGGUCCACUUAUGAAGGAGGACCAGACAAUCUCGGAGCCACAUUCUUUGAACCAUCCUCGAUCCCUUCCGGUUUCUCCAUCCUCGGUUACUAUGCUCAACCAAACAACCGUCAACUUUUCGGUUGGGUACUUACAGCUAGAGAUCUCUCAAGCAAUACCUUAAAACCGCCACUAGAUUACACCCUCAUAGGAAACACCGAGUCACUCAAGAUCAAACAAGACGGACCUAGUUAUUUCUGGCAACCCGUUCCACCUGAUGGAUAUCAAGUUGUUGGUCUAAUAGUCACAAACUCCUCACAAAAGCCACCUCUAGAGAAACUACGCUGCGUUCGAUCCGAUCUAACCGAACAAUGUGAAGCUGAUACAUGGAUAUGGGGAACAAACGGAGUCAACAUCUCAAAUCUAAGACCAACCACAAGAGGAACACAAGCUACAGGUGUCUCUGUUGGUACAUUUACAUGGCAACCCCAAAAUUCCUCUCCUCCAACAUUAUCUUGCUUGAAGAAUACAAAUCUCGACUUCUCUACAAUGCCAAAUGGAUCCCAAAUCGAAGAAUUGUUCCAAAGUUAUUCCCCAUGGGUCUAUUUCCACCCAGACGAAGAAUAUCUACCUUCCUCUGUUAACUGGUACUUCAACAACGGAGCAUUGCUAUACAAGAGAGGCGAAGAAUCAAAACCAACCCCUAUCGAAUUGAACGGUACGAAUCUCCCACAAGGUGGAUCAAACGAUGGAUCAUACUGGCUAGAUCUUCCUAUAGACAAAAAUGGUAAAGAGAGAGUCAAAAAAGGAGACUUGCAAAGCACACAAGUGUAUCUUCACAUCAAACCAAUGCUGGGAGCAACAUUCACAGAUAUAUCAAUCUGGAUCUUUUACCCUUUCAAUGGUCCGGCACGAGCUAAAGUCAAAUUCGUGAAUCUAACAUUGGGGAGGAUCGGAGAACACAUUGGAGACUGGGAACACGCGACGUUACGGAUCAGUAAUUUCACCGGAGAGCUAUGGCGAGUGUUUCUAUCGCAGCAUAGUGGUGGAGUCUGGACCGACGCUUGCGAUUUGGAGUUCCAAGGAGUAAGUAACAAACCUGUAGCUUACGCAUCGCUUCACGGACACGCCAUGUAUCCGAAACCUGGAUUGGUGUUGCAAGGAGACGAUGGGGUUGGGAUAAGGAACGAUACGGCGAAGGGUAAGAAAGUAAUUGAUACGGGAUUAGGGUAUGAGGUGAUUGCGGCGGAGUAUGAAGGCGGAGGAGUGGUGGAGCCGCCGUGGGUUAAUUACUUCAGGAAAUGGGGACCGAAGAUUGAUUAUAACGUCGAUGAUCAGGUUAAGAGUGUCGAGAGGAUACUGCCUGGCUUUUUGAAAAAGGCCUUUGUUAAAUUUGUCAGGAAGAUUCCUGAUGAAGUUUAUGGUGAAGAUGGGCCUACUGGGCCUAAACUUAAGGGAAACUGGGCUGGUGAUGAAAGUUAAACAUGAAUUUGUUUUUUUUCUUUUUUUUUUCUUAUCCACAUUGUUUGGUUUCAUUCUUUGUUAGUUGUUUAUAAAAAAUUUCUUAAACAUUUAUGUAAAAAAGUUUAUGUU